AUGCAUAUUAAUACUACAAAUUCCACAAUGGUGACGUACUUCAUUAUUAAUGGCAUUUCUGACCAUGCUGAGCUACAGGUUCUGAUCUUCCUCCUGGUUCUGCUGAUUUAUCUCAUCACCCUCGGUGGUAACAUGACUAUCCUUCUGCUGGUCUGCUUGGAUCGUCAUCUUCACACACCCAUGUACUUCUUCCUGGGCAACCUAUCCAUUCUAGAUAUGUCUUCUACAACUGUGACUCUACAUAAAAUUCUAGCUAACUUUAUUUCUGGCAACAAGACCAUUUCAUUCAAUGCCUGUAUGACCCAAGUGUACAUAUUUGCUUCAUUAACUGGCCAAGAGCUCCUGAUUCUGACAGCCAUGGGAUAUGAUCGUUAUGUGGCUAUCUGUAACCCCUUGCGGUAUCACAUGGUCAUGAAUCAUACAACAUGUGCCUUGUUGGCUACUGCAUGCUGGAUGUUUGGUUUUUUACAAGUUAUUCCUCCUGUAGUGAUAUUAUCUAGAUUUUCAUGUUAUACGUCCAAUGAAAUUAACCACUUUUUCUGUGAUAUGGUCCCUCUUAUGAGGCUUUCUUGCAGUGACACGUCUCUCUUACAGCUGCUAAACCUCACGGAAGGAUUGAUCCUUUCAACCAUGACUCCUUUUUGCCUAACUUUCACCUCUUAUGUUUUUAUUAUUUUAACCAUAACUAAAAUUCCCUCCAUUGCCGGGAGACGCAAAGCCUUCUACACGUGUUCGUCACACCUCACAGUUGUCAUCUUUCUUUACAUUAUCCUUGCAUGUCAAUAUGUCACACCACCUUCUACAAGCUCCGUAGAAGUCAACAAACUGUUCUCCUUGUUUAACACAGCAGCAAUUCCCUUAUUAAAUCCUCUAAUCUACAGCCUAAAAAAUAAAGAUGUGAAAUCAGCUCUUAGACGGAGAUUAAGAUGGUUUAAACACAUCAAGCAAAUAGGGUAA
Messenger RNA from Pelobates fuscus (common spadefoot toad), 957 nucleotides. RefSeq names its product olfactory receptor 6C74-like. Gene Ontology annotation, molecular function: olfactory receptor activity; G protein-coupled receptor activity; odorant binding. Lineage: Eukaryota; Metazoa; Chordata; Amphibia; Anura; Pelobatidae. The record is from RefSeq and is a predicted model, not a curated record. Gene Ontology annotation, biological process: G protein-coupled receptor signaling pathway. Gene Ontology annotation, cellular component: membrane. The transcript has a single exon. Bases 1 to 957 code for a protein of 318 amino acids.